Molecule: messenger RNA, 4209 nt
Organism: Mycosarcoma maydis (corn smut)
Lineage: Eukaryota; Fungi; Basidiomycota; Ustilaginomycetes; Ustilaginales
Product: putative phosphoribosylformylglycinamidine synthase
Exons: 1
Coding region: 1-4209 (1402 amino acids)
Biological process (GO): 'de novo' IMP biosynthetic process
Molecular function (GO): phosphoribosylformylglycinamidine synthase activity
Source: RefSeq, a predicted model, not a curated record
AUGCUGUCUUUGAUCGGCUCUUCGCUCCUCCAUCCCUCCAAGCGCACCCAGCUCUUGGAGAGGGCCAACGCAAAGCUAGGCGGCAAGCUCGCUUCCAUUGAUGCUGUCUACGUCCACUUUGUCAACUCUACCUCGGAUCAGGCCAACGCUGUUCUCGCUGAUGUCAAUAGUCCUCAACGCAACAUUCUCGACAGCCUUCUUGUCUAUGGCGACAAUGUCGAAUUCGCCCAAACUCGCUCUGCCGUGGACAAGAUCCUUGCUGCUGGUGCCGCCUCUGCCCAGCAGACCGUCCUCUUUGUGCUGCCUCGACCUGGAAGUAUCUCGCCCUGGUCGAGCAAAGCCACCGACAUCGCUCGCAUGUGCACGCUCAAGGACUAUGUUGAUCGCAUCGAGCGCGGUGUUGCCUAUGUGUUGGAACCUGCCGCUGCUACGACCCUUGAGGCCGUUGACAUUGCGCAGGUGCGCGACCUACUCCACGACCGCAUGACUCAGUUCAUCUCGGUCGUGCCUCCCACCGCUGAUGCGCUCUUCCACAAGGCGCAACCCGGUGCGCUCACUCACGUUGACCUUCUCGGUGCAGACGGCACCUCGGACCGUACCGUCGCUAAGCAGCGUCUCGUCGAUGCCAAUGAGAAGCUCGGUCUUGCGCUCGCCAACGACGAGAUCGACUACCUUGUCGAUGCUUUUAUCGCUGGCAAAGGGGAUGGCUCCGACGCUCUUCGUCGCAAUCCCACCGAUGUCGAACUCUUCAUGUUUGCUCAGGUAAACUCGGAGCACUGCCGUCACAAGAUUUUCAACGCAGACUGGACCAUCGACGGCAAGAACAUGCCCAACACCCUCUUCGGCAUGAUUCGCAAUACUCACAAGCUACACCCGCAGCACACCAUCAGCGCCUACUCGGACAAUGCCGCCGUCAUCGAAGGCUACGAAGCCACGCGUUUCGCUCCCUCCCCCGCUGGUGAUCUGGCUGUCUAUCAGGGUGUCAAGGAGCCCAUGCCUUUCCUCGCCAAGGUUGAGACCCACAACCAUCCCACCGCUGUUUCCCCGUACCCCGGUGCAGCCACUGGUUCCGGUGGAGAGAUCCGUGACGAAGGUGCUGUCGGACGCGGUUCCAAGCCUAAAGCCGGUCUGGUCGGAUUCAUGACCAGCAACCUUUUGCUUGAAGGCGACGGUCGUCAGCCUUGGGAGGAAGACUUUGGCAAGCCUUCGCACAUUUCCAGCGCCUACGACAUUAUGAUCGACGGUCCACUCGGCAGCUCUGCUUUCAACAACGAGUUUGGCCGUCCUGGUCUCAGCGGUUUCUGGCGAACCUGGUCCGAACGCAUCCCUAUCUCGGAGAGCGAGAGCGAGGUGCGAGGCUACCACAAGCCUAUCAUGCUGGCUGGCGGUCUCGGCAACGUACGACCCAAGAAUGCGCUCAAAUCCAAGAUCACGCCCGAUGCCGCCAUCAUCGUACUCGGUGGUCCCGGUAUGCUCAUCGGGCUUGGUGGAGGCGCAGCCUCUUCGAUGGCCAGUGGCAGCUCGUCGCGUGCUGCGCUCGACUUUGCCUCUGUGCAGCGUGACAACCCCGAGAUGCAGAGACGCUGCCAGCAGGUCAUUGAUGCUUGCACUGCGCUCAGCGAUGCUCCUGGUAUUAUUGAAGGCCGUGUCGGCCAAGGCAACCCGAUCCAGUCGAUUCACGAUGUCGGUGCUGGUGGUCUUAGCAAUGCGCUGCCCGAGCUGGUCCACGACGCAGGUCUGGGUGCUCGCUUUGAGAUCCGCGAUGUGCUUGUCGACGACCCGUCCAUGAGCCCCAUGGAGAUCUGGUGUAACGAGUCGCAGGAGCGAUACGUCCUUGCUGUCAGUCAAGAGGAUCUGCCUCGCUUCGAGGCUAUUGCCAAACGAGAGCGAUGUCCUUACUCGGUCGUUGGUCGCGCCACGGUCGAGCAGGAACUCGUCGUCACCGAUCGUCUGCUCGGCGGCACACCCAUCCACCUUCCCAUGCCCAUCCUCUUUGGCAAGCCGCCCAAGAUCGCACGUCAGGCGCAGAGCUCCAAGCCUCUCCGUAUUCCAUUCGAUUCGACGCUCACGUCGUAUCUGCCUGAGCACAAGAAUGACCCCGUCAAGAUGUUCGCCGAGGCCGUCGACCGCGUGCUCCAUCUCCCCACAGUCGCCUCGAAAAGCUUUUUGAUCACCAUCGGCGACCGAAGCAUCACAGGUCUCGUGGCGCGCGACCAGAUGGUCGGUCCAUACCAGGUGCCUGUUGCCGAUGUCGCUGUGACACGUACUUCGUACGGAUUUGACGAGAGUGUCACCGGUGAAGCGGUUGCGUCGGGCGAGCGUACGCCACUUGCUCUGAUCAGUGCCGCUGCUUCGGCUCGUAUGGCCGUAGCCGAAUCGCUCACCAACAUCGCCGCUGCCAGCAUCGAGAGUCUGGAACGCAUCAAGCUUUCCGCCAACUGGAUGUGCGCCGCAAGCCACUCGGAUGAAGGUGCGCGCCUUUACGAAGCCGUGCAGGCGAUCGGACUCGACUUGUGUCCCAAGCUGGGGCUUGCGAUUCCUGUCGGUAAGGACUCCAUGUCGAUGAAGAUGGCUUGGGAGUCGGCCGAGGGUGAGAAACGCCAAGUGACGGCACCGCUCUCGCUCACCGUGACCGCUUUCGGUCCCGUAGACGACAUCACGCGCACCUGGACGCCCGAACUUCGCACCGAUGUGGACGAUACGGUGCUACUCUUUGUCGACCUUGCUGGCGGAAAGCAGCGUCUGGGUGGAUCGUGUCUCGCCCAGGUCUUCCGUCAGCUGGGCCACGAAGCACCUGACGUUGAGGACGCUGCAGUUAUCAAGGCGUUCUUUGAAGCUUGCUACACGCUCAAGCAGCUUCGCGUUCAGAAACGCGACGAGGGCAGUCUGGUGCUCGCCUACCACGAUCGUUCUGAUGGUGGUUUAGUGACGGCCAUUCUGGAAAUGUGCUUUGCAGGCCAUUGCGGUGCCGAGGUAUUUGUGGAUGCGCUUGAUGCCGAGUUGCGCGACCCGGUGGCUGCUCUGUUCAACGAAGAGCUGGGUGCUGUUAUGCAGGUCAAGUCGGGCGAUGUCAAGGCGGUCUCGGCGGUUCUCACUGCGGCCGGUGUCCCCUCGAACCAGCUUCACGUUGUUGGACGUGUCACUCGGGACUCGCAGGAGAUCAAGGUGGUGGCACGAUCGCAGCCGUUGCUCUCGUCGACACGAGCGACACUCCAAAAGGCAUGGGCUGAGACGUCGUUCCGCAUGCAGAGUUUGCGAGACAACCCUGAAAGUGCAGCUACUGAGUUCGGCCUGAUUAGCGAUGAGCCUAGCUCAGUUGCUGCUCUGCGAUACGAGCUGACUUACAAUCCGCGCGAAGACGUUCUUGGCAGCUCGGUGGUUCAAGCGGCGCUGGAUGUGCGACCCAAAGUUGCUAUCUUGCGUGAGCAAGGUGUCAACGGACAGAUCGAGAUGGCGUGGGCUUUCAGCCGUGCAGGAUUCUGCGCUGUCGACGUCCACAUGUCGGACCUUGUAGAAGGUCGCAUCACGCUGGAUCGGUUUGUCGGUCUUGCCGCCUGCGGAGGCUUCUCGUUCGGCGACGUCUUGGGAGCAGGUAGUGGAUGGGCCAAGUCUAUCCUGCUGAAUCCUAACGUGAAAGCGCAGUUUGUUGAGUUUUUGCAGAAGCGCUCCGACACUUUCGCUUUGGGAGUGUGCAACGGAUGCCAGUUGCUUUCGCAACUCGGUGUUGCAGGCUUGAUUCCUGGAGCCGACAAGUGGCCUCUGUUCAAGCGCAACGAAUCAGGCCGAUUCGAAGGACGACUGUCGACGGUCCAGAUCACCAAGGUGGGUGGUGCGCAGUCGAUCUUCUUGGCCGACAUGGCCGGUUCCGUGCUUCCGGCUGUGAUUGCGCACGGAGAAGGCCGUGCGCACUUCCGCAACCAAGGCGAUCUGGAAGCGUGCAAGGCUCAAGGUCAAAUCGCUAUGCAGUACGUCGACGAGCGGUACCCCAUCAACCCCAAUGGAUCUCCCGAAGGUGUCACCGCGAUCACGGCGAACCACGGUCGAGUGCUGGCACUGAUGCCUCACCCAGAACGUGGUGUGGCAUUGUCGAGCAUGAGCUGGGCACCGCAGCACGCAUAUGCUCGCGGCGAGAAAGGUUGGCAAGGCAAAGGUCCGUGGUUCAGAAUGUUUGAGAAUGCUAGGAAGUGGGUUGCUUCGCAGCCAAAGUAG